CAGCGGCUCCGUGCGGGGGCAGCUGGUGCCGGAGAGGAGCGCGAGGGGGGCCGCCGGGAAUGGGUCCGGCUCCCGGCAGCCAAAACCUCGGUUAUUAAAAAGGAGCAGCCAUUGGAAGUCAUUGGAAAAAAAGGCCAGACGAGAAUCAAAAACCAAUGGAACUCAAUAAUCCAGCGUUAGAAAAAGCAGAAAACAAAGUCCUUGGCCAAGAACUUGGAGAAAAACUGCUGGGAAAACAGAAUGAUGCUUGGUCAUUCAGACUUUGCCUCAGGCUCCAGUGAUCCAAUCCAGUCCAGUCAAUAUUUACUAAGUACCUGCCGGCUGCCAGGCGCUCUGCUGCCAUGAUUGCUCUACUCUGAUGGGGCGAAGGAGCCGGGCUGGUCUCGGUGGCUCGGGCUUUCCCAGGCUCAGGCUUCUGGCCGGCUCUAGCAGAGUCCGUGGAAGUUACAGCAGGCCGGAUAAGCUGCCUCCCGCCUCCCCCCGGGCUCCCUCAGCAUGUUGGGGGUCAUCUUGAGACCUUCCCUGCUGACCCGGGCUUCUGACAUGCAGCCCCUUUAUCCCUCUGGGCUCUGCGUGCUGUGAGGGAAGGUUGGCUUUCCCUUGAGCUUUUCUUACUUUGUUUUCAGAUUCUCUUCCUCUACCCACUGAGAAGGCAAGGUGACCCGCACAGCACAAAGGGGCUGGUGGCAGUUGAAAACAAGGAGAUGGGGUUGGCUGUUAAUUCAACAGAGCUGAUCAUUCAGAGAAAUCUUGCUACUUAGCUUCCUGGGGAAGAAGCGGGACUGCCUUUUCUCGGGCAUCUUUGGAGGCAGUGGAGCUGGUGACGGCCAUGGCGGAGAGAAGCUGUCCUUACAGGACAUUGCUGAACUGAUUCAGACCAAAGCCUGCCAGAGGGUGGUGGUCAUGGUGGGCGCCGGGAUCAGCACCCCCAGUGGCAUCCCAGACUUCAGGUCUCCAGGGAGUGGCCUCUACAGCAAUCUGGAGCAGUACGAUCUUCCCUACCCAGAAGCCAUAUUUGAACUGGACUUCUUCUUUCACAACCCCAAACCCUUCUUUGCUCUGGCCAAGGAGCUCUACCCUGGCAACUACAGGCCCAACCUGGCCCAUUACUUCCUGCGCCUGCUUCAUGACAAGGGGCUGCUGCUGCGGCUCUACACACAGAACAUCGACGGGCUGGAGAGAGCGGCUGGCAUCCCCGCCACCAAGCUGGUGGAAGCCCAUGGCACCUUUGCCUCGGCCACCUGCACCAUCUGCCGGCAGUCGUUCUCUGGGGAGGAAUUUCGGGUGGAUGUGAUGGCAGACAGAAUACCCCGCUGCCCCAUCUGCAUGGGAGUCAUCAAGCCCGACAUCAUCUUCUUUGGGGAACAGCUCCCACAGAGGUUCUUCCUGCAUAUGGCAGAUUUCCCCAUGGCAGAUCUGCUCAUCAUCAUUGGGACCUCUCUGGAGGUGGAGCCCUUUGCCAGCCUGUCGGAAGCCUCCAGGAGGUCUGUGCCCCGGGUGCUGAUCAAUCGCGAGCUGGUGGGACCCUUCGCCUGGCGGCCCCGCCAUAAUGACGUGGCCCAGCUGGGCGAUAUCAUUGGGGGUGUGGAGAGGCUGGUGAAGGCCCUGGGCUGGACCAAGGAGAUCCAGGACCUGAUGCAAAGAGAGACCAGUCAGGAUGCUCUUUGAGAGCAGGUGGAGACAGGACCCAGGCUCAUGCGUCACCCCCUUCCUGUAAGCCCUGACUUCGAGAUCUCAGUGGAAACCCAUUCUCUCAAUAGUCAAUAAACAUUUAUUUAGCGCCUACUGAGUGCUAGGCACUGGGCUCA
This is a messenger RNA of Sarcophilus harrisii (Tasmanian devil), 1808 nucleotides long. It is a transcript of the gene SIRT3, whose product is annotated as sirtuin 3. Gene Ontology annotation, molecular function: NAD+ binding; histone deacetylase activity, NAD-dependent. Bases 904 to 1668 code for a protein of 254 amino acids. NCBI's taxonomy places the organism in Eukaryota, Metazoa, Chordata, Mammalia, Dasyuromorphia, Dasyuridae. The record is from RefSeq and is a predicted model, not a curated record. The transcript is spliced from 9 exons.